Messenger RNA from Chelonoidis abingdonii (Abingdon island giant tortoise), 4387 nucleotides. It is a transcript of the gene ELL, whose product is annotated as elongation factor for RNA polymerase II. The record is from RefSeq and is a predicted model, not a curated record. Gene Ontology annotation, cellular component: transcription elongation factor complex. Gene Ontology annotation, biological process: transcription elongation by RNA polymerase II; positive regulation of transcription elongation by RNA polymerase II; snRNA transcription by RNA polymerase II. Gene Ontology annotation, molecular function: cis-regulatory region sequence-specific DNA binding. Lineage: Eukaryota; Metazoa; Chordata; Testudines; Testudinidae.
GGGGAGAUGGUCCCAAGAUGGCGACGCUGCAGGCGGAGCGCGGGUACGGGCUGUCCUGCGGGCGGCUCGGCCGGGGCACCCGCGUCUCCGUCUUCCACGUCAAGCUGACGGACAGCGCGGUGCGGGCCUUCGAGGGCUACCAGGGGAGCAAGGACUCUGUUGCAUUGAGACCAACAAUCCAAUUCCAAGGAAACCAAGGGCACAUCACUAUUCCCAGGCCCGAUUGCCAAACGGAAGUGCGAACUUUCAUGUUUUAUCUUUCAAAUAUUGGCAGGGACAGCCCUCAGGGGAGUUUUGACUGCAUACAGCAGUAUGUAUCCAGCAAUGGUAAUAUCCAUCUGGAUUGUCUUGGAAGCAUACAGGAUAAAAUCACUGUGUGUGCUACUGAUGACUCCUACCAGAAGGCAAGGCAGAGCAUGGCACAAGCUGAGGAGGAAACUCGCAGCCGAAGUGCAAUAGUUAUUAAACCUGGCGGGAGAUAUGUAGGUAAAAAGGUUCAGUUUCGUAAGCCUGCACCAGGAGCUUCCGAUGCUGUUCCCUCUCGGAAACGUCCAACACCAGUCAACCUCGCUAGUGCAAUAAAGAGAGGCAAUAGUGCAAUUUCUCAGAGACCCUUCAAAGAUAGGGUUGUGCACUUAUUGGCACUAAAGCCUUAUAAGAAAGCUGAACUUAUUCUCAGAUUGCAAAAGGAUGGACUUUCUCAGCAGGACAAGGAUUUGCUGGACAGCCUCCUGCAACAGGUGGCAAAUCUGAGUGCCAAGGACAGCACUUACACAUUGAAAGAUUGUAUGUACAAAGAUGUACAGAAAGAUUGGCCUGGCUACUCGGAAGGAGAUCAGCAGUUACUGAAGAGGAUACUUGUUCGGAAGCUCUGUCAGCCCCAGAAUGUUAGCAGUUUUGUGGGAGAUGCUCCUUCCUUGAGUCCCCCAAAAGACAAUGUGAACUCCUGUUCCCCUCCUCAGAAACGAUCCCAGCCUUUGGAAUUCAUUGAUCCACUAGCCAACAAAAAGCCUAGGAUAUCUCACCUGGCCCAUAGAACUCAGCCCACUUUCAAUGGGAAACUGAACUCCUCAAACGGGAAAGAUGCACCUACUCCUGCGGUGCAGUCGGCUGUGGCCGAUUCUGUCAGCUCCGGCUCUCGCUUACCAGUUCUGGAGCUUCCAAGGCCUCGUGACGCCCUUUCCGAUGUCAGCAGUGACCUAAGUCACAAUGGCAGAGACUGUGAGAACCCAGAGGCAACUGACAGAUUGACUAAUCCUUUGUCAACAGACUGUCCCCAAACGAGCAAACACAACUGUAGCUCACUGUAUGUGAAAACAAAGAAAAAAUCCAAAAAGCACAAAGAAAAAGAGAGGAAAGAGAAAAGUGAAGAAAAAUGCAAAGAGGAGAAGCAGGACUGUGAACUAAUCAAGAAAGGUGACUUAAAAAUUAAUACCUCCAAGGGUGUCACAGGUUUAAAUGGAACAUGCAAUAAUUCUAGUGUACCAACCUCAACUUCGGAAAUGGCAGAUUAUUUAUUAAAAUAUGCCUCCAUUUCCUCUUUGGAGCAGCGUCAGAGUUAUAAGAAUGACUUCAAUGCAGAGUACAAUGAGUACAGAGACUUGCACGCCCGGAUAGAGAGAAUAACUCGACGGUUCACCCAGUUAGAUUCCCAGCUGAAGCAGCUUUCGCAGGGCUCUGAAGAAUAUAAGACUAUCCAUGAUCAAAUUUUACAGGAAUAUCGUAAAAUUAAAAAGACAAACCCUAAUUACAGCCAAGAAAAGAAUCGCUGUGAAUACCUUCACAACAAACUGGCUCAUAUAAAAAAACUGAUAGCAGAGUAUGACCAACAGCAGUUUUAGUCUUGGCACUAAUAUCUGGACUGGGUAGUGCAAAAAAAAUUCACUUGGAUGUUAGUUUCCUUUAUACAACAAAAAAAUAAAUUCCUUUCAGAGCCAAGCACGAAGUCCUCGUGGUUGGAAGAACUUGGAGAUGAUUAUGAUGCGGAGUCUGUCACACCAGCAUCUGAGCCAAGUAGUGAAACUAGCGUCUGGCAUAGUCCUCUCAAGUUUUACCCUCUCUGAAUGCUGGAAAGUAAAAUAAAGGAAAAUCUGCUUAUUUGAAGCCAGCUUUUGACACUUAAGGGAAACUUGCCUAAAGUGAAUAAAACUCCCAAAGGUAAAGAAUCAAUCGUUUUCAUGGAUAAAGUUUGGAAUGAAGUUCAGUUCUUGCUGGUCCAGCUCUCGCUGUGCUGCAUAUUCUGUUCUGCAGAUGGUGAGGAACUGGAAUGCUGCUAAGUUACCUCCUUCUCUGGCACCUGCAAUGUUCAUAUGCAAGCUGUCUGCGCUACAUGACACCAUGUUAAAUGCUCAAUUUCCCAGAGCUCUGGUUGGUCAUUCCUGUUUCACUUCUCCAGUUUGUGCUCUCCUUGAGGUGGCUGUGUCAGCAGGAGGGAAACUGCCCAGGAAUCUGCACCAAAUGCUUUGUCUGAUGCAGACUUUUGGAUUCUUCAUAUAUGAAAUCUCUUAUCCAGCUUGUGCAUUUGGAAACAAUCGGCGUAAACUUUGCCAUGGCUUCUCCAGUGUGCACAAUUCAGUCAGCCUGCAUUAUGCUUCAUAUACCAAUGCCAGGAAGACUGAGGCCUGUCUGUCUUCGACUUUUAUAGUUUUAUACCAAGACAGCCAAUUUUAUUAAUUGCUAAUGAGACUGUGGUCUAUUUUUCUAUAUAUAUAAAAAGAAGCAUCUUUUCUAAAACUGCCUCCCUUUUCCUUUAGGCCAAGUGUCAGAACCUUCCCUGUCUUACAACUGCAGUGUUACUAACGCUCACUUGGUAAUUACCCCGAGAAGUUGUUUUGUUGUUUGUUUGUAAUGACCCUUAGAAUGGGAUAAAAAGGGGUGGGAGGGCGAUGCUGCCUUGUUCUGUGUUCUGCACAUUUCCAAAGAAGCAGCAGCAGAGAAUCAAACGCUCAGAGUAGGAACCGGAAGAGACGUUUGAGAGAAGUAAGGUAGCAUGUCCAGUGCAGGUCACUUACACUGUUGUGCUUUGGCCAACCUUUCCUCUGGAUUUUUGGACUUGAAGGGACUACGUUAGAACAUGGCCGAGGCAUGAGGAACUCAGCAAAAAGCACAAGGGUGCCCUUCAGCGCUGUGGUUUUUACCUUUAAUCCUGCCAGCCUGUGAGAUUUUACUUGCUCCCACUUCCACUUUAUCUUCCAAACAGCAGAGAUUUUCUUUCAUCCCCAGUUGUGGUUCCUUGCAUCAGAAGAACGUGAUCCUCUUAGAGAGUGAAAUGGCAGAGUCAGGUCAUCAGGAAUAAGGGGGCGGGGGGGCGGAGGAAUGACUAGUUCUUCUCUGACUAGGUUUUGUUUUGUGUUUCGCUGCCCAAGAAAAUGUGGAUCCAUCUGAAAUAAUUCCAUUCCAGCUGGACUCUAUUGCUGCUAGUUUAAUAGGCUUGUGCUCCAAAACUCUCACCACUUGUCAUCUUAAAAGGCCCUUGUUCAAGGUGUAGAUAGUUUUAAAGUGUCAGAAUUUGUCUUUCCUGCCUAGUCCUCCAACACCAGUGGAAUUGCCAAUGCUGCGAUAGUUUGCUCCCACAGGGAUCUGGCUGAGUGCUAAUGGGAGCCAUUUGCAUACACUGCUAUGCCAGUUCUGGUACGGGGGUUCUGCAGCCAUGAUCCAUGACUAGCCAGUGGCCAGUUACAAUUUGCAGUCUAGCAGGAGGGCCUUGUGUUUUCAGAACCAAGCAGUAAAGGGUUAGUAAGGCCUUGGGAGGAUAAGGAGGCUCUCACAGAGGUCUGCAGAAUGACUUGGUGGAAGAACCCAGUGUUUUGUGGGAGUGAAGUCCUAGAAACAGCUGAAGUUUUAAGGAAAAUUUUGGUGUCUUCGCUUCCCCUACCCACAGAGCAGACUAAUGUUCCGUGGGGUAGGAGAGAUGGGGAAGGUUAUUCUUGUCUCGUGGACAUAAGUAGCUGUCUUCAGAACAUCUCAUGCCUCACUGGGGCUUCCAGUGGCUAGGGGAAGCUGAAAAAUAUGGAUGAUUUUAAAGUGAAAAGCUUUUGUCAAAUGAGUUUUUUUUCUCUCUUGAUUUUACACGCAUGAGUUCCCCCUCACCCCAACAGCAAGUGGUGGCUUCAUGGGAAUAUCACAAACAAAGGACGUCCAUUUUUCCUUGUCUGAGCUCAAAGCCUGCUAAAAACACGGGCGAUCUGAAACAGCUUUGAUCCAACAGACCUUCUGUAGCUGUGAGUUGCAUCAAGAUCUGUUUUAUUAGAGCAUCAGUGAUCUGUUUUGUUCCAGCUGUGGUUAAUUUGGGGGGUUACAUUGCCCUGCUGUUGGGCUCCCUCUUCACCUUGUUUGGACUGUUGUCAGCAGAGAUCUCUGGGCAUAUUGUGAGGAUUCACAAUGCAAG